GUUGUUUGGACACAGCUGAUCGUUCCCCUGCCUGCUAGACAAAAUAAAACAGGCCAGGCUAGCUGGACGCACAGUUCCUCGCCUGGGGAGCAGGGGACCUGUCGGGCCACAAACAAGAGAGGACUACGGAAACGGGAACCAGGGAGCUUCUCUUCUCUUCUCUCUUCCAGCCAUGAAACUCUGCAUUGUCGCGGCUAGCUAACGUUAGCAUCGUCCCGAGCGACAGGGACCGAUGGCCAAAGAAAUCUCUGCGGCGGUUAGCUUAAAUGUCAAUGUUGUUGUUUAUUAAAAGCCACGCUCGGUCACCAUGUCCUGUUCCGGCAACCUGGUUUGGGAUGUAAAUAAACGCCUCAUUGGCUACAGCGAGCCCAACAUCAUCAGGACGAACUAUUUAGGUAGAAGAGAGUUUGUUCAGAAACUGAAACUAGAAGAAACGCUGAACGUACACGAUGGCUGUGUGAACACGAUAUCAUGGAAUGACACGGGAGAGUACAUCUUGUCAGGUUCAGAUGAUACCUUCCUGGCCAUCACCAACCCCUAUAACAAAAAGGUCAAAAAGUCAAUACGGUCCGGCCACCGGGCCAAUAUUUUUAGUGCGAAGUUCAUGCCUCACACCAACGACCAGGAGAUAAUCUCCUGCUCCGGGGACGGAAUCCUGUACUACACCCGCACGGAAAAGAGCGCCGAGUUCAACAGACAGUGUCAGUUUACCUGCCAUUACGGCACCGCCUAUGAGAUUAUGACAGUACCAAAUGACCCCUACACCUUUCUGUCGUGCGGGGAGGACGGCACAGUGCGAUGGUUUGACCUCCGGAUGAAAACUAGCUGCACGAAAGAGGACUGCAAAGAUGACAUCCUGAUCAAUUGCCGGAGAGCGGCGACGUCCAUCUCCAUCUCGCCGCUGAUGCCCUACUAUCUGGCGGUGGGCUGCUCGGACAGCUCUGUGCGCAUCUACGAUCGACGCAUGCUGGGCACCAGGGCCACGGGUAACUACAUGGGCCGGGGGACGACGGGCAUGUGCGUGAGGUUCGUGCCUGCUCACCUGUCCAACAAGUCGUGUCGUGUGACGUCGCUAUGCUAUAGCGAGGACGGCCAGGAGGUGCUGGUCAGCUACUCCUCCGACUACAUUUACCUGUUCGACCCCAAAGACGACCAGGCCCGAGAGCUGAAGGGGCCCUCGGAGGAGAGGAGGGAGGAGCUGAGGCAGCCGCCAGUGAAGCGCCUCCGUCUGCGAGGUGACUGGUCAGACACCGGACCCCGAGCUCGUCCCGAGAGCGAGAGGGAGAGAGACGGGGAGCAGAGCCCCAAUGUGUCUCUGAUGCAGAGGAUGUCGGACAUGUUGUCACGCUGGUUUGAGGAGGCCAGUGAGGCUCAGAGCAGCAGAGGGACUCGCCCUCAGUCGAGACCUCGAGGCACAGCUGUUCGCCCCAAUAUUCCCGCUGCCACUGCAGGUGCCUCCAGCCAGGGGACCGGCGCCCUCGAGAGGCCAGUGGCGGCAGAUUCCCCAGACGUGCGAACCAGUCCUGCCGCGGCAGCACCCUCGCCUACGUCGUCUUACUCGUCUGAGUCAUCGUCAGGUGCUGCCCUACCUCCCUCUUCCAGCACGUCAACAGUCGAGAGUUCAGCCCCGUCCUCCUCUGGAUCCGGGUCCCGGAGGCAGACCCCCACGACAGGAACCGCUGCAACGGUCGUGUCGGAAACGGCAGUCUCGGAGUACGGCCCUCAUCGGCUGCCCAUAAGUUUAGUGUGUAGGCGUUUGCAGAGGUUACUUCGCCUGGCCGACCCCCCAGGACAGGGGCGGCGAGCGGCCCCUUCUUCUGCCUCCUCCUUCUCCUCCUCUUCCUCUGCACCCCCAGAGAGACAGUUGCAAAGACUGGCUGCCACUGCUCCUCCUGAGACGCAACCCCAUACAGAUUCCCCUUCGUCGGUGGUAAACAAGCAGCUGGGAUCCAUGACGCUGGAUGAGCAGCAGGGAGGCGCAUCGGUUUCGCGGUCCGAUGACGCUCCUCUGCCAGCAAUCUGCAGCCCUCCCUCCACUUCCAGCACCGGCCGAUCCAGUGCGGCGGAACCGGUGCUCAGCCUGCACUACAGCUCGGAGGGAACCACUACCAGUACCAUUAAGCUGGACUUCACUGACGAGUGGAGCAGCAGCACAUCCAGCUCUCUGGGCAGUGGCGGUCCCAAAGCUUCUGACACAGUGCAGAGCCAACAGAGUGUAUCCACGGAGAACCCCGUGGUGGCACAACCUACGUGUGACUCCUCAGGGCAGCAGAGCGGGACGUCGGCCAGCACAGCUCCUCCGUGCGACGCCCCCUGCUCCAGCGCCCGUGACAGGUCGGCUGCCAGUGUCUCACCGGGAAACACCACGGAGAGGAGCCCUGGUGACCCCCCGGAGGACACUUUGGGUGACUGCCGGAGACAGGAGCCCUCGGGGGAGGAGGGCCCAGAGGUGGCGGCGGCGUCGGCGGCGGUGGUAGGAAACCAGAGUCAGCCCACAAGGGGGAACCAGGACUCUGACGACAGCGACGAUGACCCGAUCCUCAUCCCGUCAACCAGGUUCAGAGGACAGGGCCAGAGAUUAAAUUCCAGAGGAUCUGCAGUAGGAGAUAGAAUGAUCAGGCGCUCAGCGGCAGCUCGCAUCCAGGAGCUGUUUCGCAGGAGGAAAGAGAGAAGGGAGAUGGAGGAGAGCGAGACGCAGAACAUCAGGAGGCCAUCGGUCAAAAUGGUGUACAAAGGCCACCGCAACUCCCGCACUAUGAUCAAGGAGUCCUGCUUCUGGGGAAACAAGUUUGUGAUGAGCGGCUCCGACUGCGGCCACAUCUUCAUCUGGGACCGGCACACCGCCGAGCACCUCAUGCUGCUGGAGGCCGACAACCACGUCGUCAACUGCCUGCAGCCGCACCCCUACGACCCCAUUCUGGCCUCAUCGGGCAUCGACUACGACAUCAAGAUCUGGUCGCCGCUGGAGGAGUCGCCGUCUUUCAACAGGGUUCUUGCUGAUGAGGUGAUAACCCGGAACGAGCUGAUGCUGGAGGAGACGAGGAACACAAUCACAGUGCCUGCUUCCUUCAUGCUACGAAUGCUGGCGUCCCUCAAUCACAUCCGAUCAGAUCGUCUCGAAGGCGAACGGUCCGAAGGUUCGGGCCAAGAAAACGAGGACGAGCAGUAGAUGGGUGACUUUUAUUUUUUUAUUUUUCCCCUCUGCUGGAGAGCACUUCUUUGUACAAGUGUAGAAUACUACCUUUUGAAGCCCCACUUUCCCACCACUUGUUUUUUAAAAGACUUUCUUACCAAUGUUUAUGUAAAAGGGUUGACCAAUGUGUGCUUGAAUGCAACGGCGUCCUUAUACAUCAACAGUGAGAGGUGAGUGGUUUGUAAGAUUAAGUGCAAUAUUAUUAUUAAUAUUAUAUGUCGGGAGCGUGUUCGCAUCAUUGGUUUUCAGUGUUAUGUUGGUUUUGAAGCAAUGUAAACAAGGGUACUUUAUUUGCUUUUGUUGGAGAGAACAAAAAUAUGGAUGGUCUCGAUAAAAUCUUUUACAAAAUUUAGAAGAAAAAAAAAUAAAGCUACAAGGUAUCUGAACGA
Molecule: messenger RNA, 3582 nt
Organism: Phyllopteryx taeniolatus (common seadragon)
Lineage: Eukaryota; Metazoa; Chordata; Actinopteri; Syngnathiformes; Syngnathidae
Gene: dcaf6
Product: ddb1 and cul4 associated factor 6
Exons: 21
Coding region: 308-3169 (953 amino acids)
Biological process (GO): positive regulation of transcription by RNA polymerase II
Cellular component (GO): cytoplasm; Cul4-RING E3 ubiquitin ligase complex
Molecular function (GO): protein binding
Source: RefSeq, a predicted model, not a curated record